AUGGAAGGAAGAGUCAAUGAGAGUGACGAAGUGGCGGCGUACCGCCACCACGACGAUGAUGAAGACUACGACGAGGAGGAAGUGGCGGGGUUGUACUGGUUGCCGGCGGAGCUGUGGGCCAUGGUGUGCGAAUACCUGGGCACGGGCGACCUCGCCCGGCUGAGCACCACGUGCUGGACCCUGCGCUCGCACGCCCUCGCCAAAGUGCGCCACCACACCUUCACCCCCUCGGCGUUGGCGUUUGCUGCGACUUGGCCGGCCCUCGAGUCGCUCGCGCUCUCCGCCUGGGACGCGUUCCCUGAUACCCUGGUGGCUCACUUGCCGGAGGCGCUGGAGGGCCUGGACCUGAGCUACACCUCCAUCACCAACCGUGGACUGGGUCGACUGCCGGUGGGCCUCACGCGCUUGGAUCUCAGCGGGACGCAAGUCACCGGCGCCGGUCUCCGCGCUUUGAGCGCGCUCAGCUCGCUGCGCGACCUCAAGCUCGCUGGCAUCGUUGGCCUCUCCGCUCGACACCUCCAGGCGUUACCGGCCAGCGUGGAAGUUCUCGACCUUUCCAAUUGCUCGGGACCCUUCUCGGAGAAAGAACUCGGUACCGCCGAUUGCCACUUCGGCGGCAGCAACUGCGGACUGUCCGUGCCCCGAAUGAUGUGGCCGCCGGCUCUGCGUGAGCUCAAGCUCACCGGCGCCCACCUGUCUCUCGCCCUCCUCUAUGGGAUGCCGACGACGUUGGAGAGCCUCGACAUCUCGCGUUGCACUAUGUGGCCAGUUCCAGUGGACAUGGAUGCGUGUCUUCCGCGCCUGCAGACGCUUCGAGCGGAUGGCGCUGCGCUCCACUAUCGAGCGUACUACGCCUACAGCAAGACCUACGUGUGGAACCUUCCGUCGGGUCUCAAGUCGCUGUCGCUGGCCAACGUGCCCCACCUCGCCAACCCGACGGACUGGCAGUUGGCGUUCCUGCCGGCGUCGAUCACCUCGCUUGAUCUCUCCAUCACUGAUAUCAUCCAGGGCCAAUACUCGGGAAUCAGGGAAACUACGGCUGUCUGGUUCGAUACGCUUCCCAAGCGGCUCCCGCACCUGCGUCUGCUCAAUCUCACCAAGCUGUGGGGUGGCGCAAACCCUCAAUGCCUUGAGGACCCCAAGUGGGUCGACUUUGUCAAGCUGUGCGCGGAAGAGCAGCGGCGGAUCACCUGGCACGAUCUGCCUGUGGAGGACGACGACCACGAUGACUGCGACAACAAAGGCAACCAGGGCGAUGCUGCCUACGAUGACGAACAGGAUGGCAACGAAGAUGACGAACAAGGCAGCCUCCUCUUCAUGGGCUUCUAA
This is a messenger RNA of Acanthamoeba castellanii str. Neff, 1329 nucleotides long. RefSeq names its product Fbox domain containing protein. Gene Ontology annotation, cellular component: SCF ubiquitin ligase complex. Bases 1 to 1329 code for a protein of 442 amino acids. Gene Ontology annotation, biological process: SCF-dependent proteasomal ubiquitin-dependent protein catabolic process. The record is from RefSeq and is a predicted model, not a curated record. Lineage: Eukaryota; Discosea; Longamoebia; Acanthamoebidae. The transcript has 10 exons. Gene Ontology annotation, molecular function: protein binding.